Rotaria sp. Silwood1 is the source of this 2058-nucleotide messenger RNA. The record is from the annotation of a GenBank genome assembly. Lineage: Eukaryota; Metazoa; Rotifera; Eurotatoria; Philodinida; Philodinidae.
AUGGCUGCGUUCGGUAUCUCAUUUCCUAAACUAACUCUAUGUCGAACAUCAACAUCGAAAGUUGAUACUAAUACUGUUUCAACGACAACGACACCGACGACAACAACCCCACCACCAACAAUAGUAACGACUGCUCCUCGAACUCUUUCCCUUUCAAUUAAAAAUGUACCAACUCAACCACUUCAUUAUGAUAUUUCAACAACAACAACAGCAGCAGCAGCAGCAGCAGUAAAAAAGAAACCAACAUCAUUUGCUACAAUUCUUGCUAUUGAUGGUGAGACUAAACAAUUACCUAAAACUUUAUCUGUUUUCAACGAACUUCAACUUGAUGAUAAUGAUAAUAAAAAAUCUGGAAACAUUGAUGAAAACAAAAGGCGAGAAGAAAACUCAACUGAUAACAUUGUUUCCUCAUCAUUAUAUCCUUUGGGUACUAUUGAUUAUCGGUCUGAUACUCGAUUUCUUGCCAAAAUUGAUUCAACAAAAUUAUUACAUGAUUCUAAAGAUAAAGAAAAAAAUUUCAUACAAGAACAACAUUCAAAUCAUACAUUUACACCACCAACAUCAAGUUUAAGUAAUAAAUCAUCAUCAUCAUCAAUAUCAGGUGAUUUACCUCAACUUAAAUAUGCUAUUGAAAAAUUUCUUGUCGAUGAUGAUGAUCCGGUUUAUCAUAUAGCUGAAGAAUUUUCAUCUGCUUGUUCUCUUUAUCAACAAGAUUACAAUGGAAAUGCUCAUAAAUCAAAUGAAACAACAUCGAAUUUAGAACAUUCUCAGCAUGAUAAAAGUGAUAAUAUAGAAUUUAAUUCAAUGCACAAGACAAAUAUUCAUCAUGAAGUAUUAUGUCAUCCUUCCUCGACAUCAUCAACUAAUAUGAAAUGGUAUGUAAGUGAAUUACGAAUCAAUCGACCAUUUAUUUAUCGUACACAAUGGACAAAUGGACAAGAACGAGGAAACAAUCGAAAAUUAAGUCAUUCAGUAAAUGAUCUUAAACAAAUUUAUAAUGUCAUAUAUCGUUCGGAUAAUGACAAAUACAAAAAACCGGGAAUAAGUAAUAUAGAUUAUAUUACUUAUUCGACUUUAUCAUUACCCUAUUUUAAUAAUCAACAACUACAACUACAACAGCAACAUCGUCGUCAUCAAUCUGAUGAUAAUAUUCUUCUGAAUAAUCGUUUAUCAUCUACAGAUGAUGAUGAUGAUGAUUUAAAUAAUUUUCGUAGUGAUGACGAUGAUCAACAUUUAUUACCAUUGACUAUUCAAAGAACAUUAGAUCGUUCACUUGGUAAAGAUGAUACAUUAAUUAGAAAUGAAUCUGUUAAAAAGAAAUUAUUUGAUAUAUUAAAUGAUGAUGAACUUGAAAAUGCAUGUCUUGAAGAUAUGAGUCAAGAAUUUGAAAAACUAUCUCUUACUCAUCAUCAUCGUCAUCAUCAUCAUCAUCAUCAUUGUGAUCUUCCAAUAAUUAAUUCAUUCUCAUCAUCAUCCGAUGAUGUUUUCUAUUCGUCAUCUCCAAAUGAUUUUCAUUUACCAUUUUCAUCAGCUCCACCACUUUCAUCAUCGUACAAUGAAAAUCUUUCAACAAAUAUAAAUAAUCCUACAGAACGUUGUUUCGGUCGAUCACGUUUAAUUACUACAAGUCUUGAUAAAAUUCCAAUCAAUUCUAAUGCAUAUGAUCAUAAAUCUUCAUCAUAUCAUUCACGUCCAUCAUAUGAUAAAACUCUACCAUCAUGGUCCACAUCACCAUUACCACAAUGGCGUACAGAUGAUCAACUAUCGAUGGUAUCAGUACUAAAAAAACAUUCAUCGAAAAAUGAUGAUUAUCUAAAUGGUAUCGAUACUAUUGAUCCUAAUCGAUUAUUAAGAACAAAAGUUAUUGAGUAUGGCGUUAAAGGAAAUAAAUAUAUAGCAAAGUAUAAUAAUAAUAAUAAUAAAAAUAAUAAUCAUCGGAAAGAGCAAAAGCAUGUAAGCUAUUCAUUAUUGAAUACAUCGACACCAUUAGUCGAUGAUUCGACGACAAUUCUUCCUAUUAUUCAAGAUAAAUCAUCAAAUAUUAUUAUGUUCAUUUAG